Molecule: messenger RNA, 459 nt
Organism: Paramecium primaurelia
Lineage: Eukaryota; Ciliophora; Oligohymenophorea; Peniculida; Parameciidae
Source: the annotation of a GenBank genome assembly
AUGGAAAACCUCAGAGAAAGUCCAAUUGAUACUUAAUAAGGCUAUUUAAAAAUUAUCGCAUAGUGUUAAAAUUUGGUUGAAUGCUGGAAAUAAAGAAUAAGGAAAACUAAUUCUAAACUUCAAUUAUUAGAAAGAGCCUUUGAAUUUAUUCCUAAUAGUGGAGAUUUUUGCAAAGAACUUGUUAGUUUAUCAAGUGAAUAAGAAGCAAUAAUAAUACACUUAUGUAAAGCAGUUCAAUAUAUUCUUAAAAAUUUUAUCAUUUUGGUUGACAUUAGCUAAAUUAAACCUCUGAAAAUGAAGAAGCCAUUUUAAAUAGAGCAAGGUAAAAUCUCUUCAAGUGAUAAAUCUAUGAGUUUAAUUAUUUCUAUUUUUCUGAUUAAUUAUGAAUAAAAUCAAUAAUUUAAUGAUUUUACAUAAUGUUAAUAUAUGAAGAUGAAUAAUAUAAAGUCAUUAAAAUGA